AUGGCGACCCCGGGGACCCAGCCGGACGACUUUUUGAAGAGGCCUCUUUAUGUGUACGACCUUCCAGCGGAGCUCUUGUCGACUUUGACGAUAAAAUCCGACGCCCAGCCCACCUCCGUUGCGACCACAGGAACCGCAACCCCAGCUUUGUCAGAGUCAUCAGAGAAGGAUAAUGGCAUCCCAACAACAAAAACCUGUGGCCUAUGCCAGGUAACCUUCCAAACCGUGCAGGAACUACGCGACCAUGCCCGGUCCGAUCACCACAGAUAUAACAUCAAGGCUCAGCUCCGUGGCAACCCGCUCCUGACCGAGACCGAAUUUACAAAAGCAAUCGGCGAGAUCGACGAGUCAAUCUCGGGCUCGGAAAGCUCCGAGUCGGAAUCAGAGGAGGACGAUCCUCGAUCGGCAGAUUCGACGUUGGUGGCGCUGUUGAAGAAGCAGGCAAAAAUCUCGCAAGGGGCCGAAGACAAUGAAGAGUCGCGGAAACAAGGAAGCACUGGAAGGCAGCCUCUCGUUUGGUUUUCUAGCCCAAAGCUCCCUUCGAAUACUUCUGUCGGAAUAUAUAGAGGGCUUUUCACGAACGAGGAACAAGACGAGCCCGGCCAUAUGGUGGACUCCCUGCGCAAGAAGCAACUCGAGCCAUUUAAGCGUGUAAACAAUUCUGCGGCUACGGCUUCGAAUUCUGGGCCGCAUAUCUUUAUGUGUAUGAUUGGCGGUGGCCACUUUGCUGCCAUGAUCGUUGCGCUCGCUCCUGAAAUACAAAAACGAGGAGGUAUUGAGGAAAGACAAGCUCGAGUGAUAGCCCACAAGACAUUCCAUCGAUAUACAACUCGCCGAAAGCAAGGUGGCUCACAAUCGGCAAGUGAUGCCUCGAGAGGAGCAGCGCAUUCUGCCGGAUCCAGCUUACGAAGGUACAACGAAGCCGCACUGGAAAAGGACAUUCGUGAUCUGCUGCGGGAUUGGAAAAGCAUGAUCGACACUUCGCAGCUUGUCUUUGUUCGUGCCACGGGUAAUACAAACCGCAGAACUCUAUUUGGGCCAUACGAAGGGCAGAUCCUGAAGCAUAAUGACCCAAGACUCCGAAACUUUCCGUUCAGCACCCGCCGUGCGACCCAGGCAGAGCUGAUGAGAUGUUUCAAGGAAAUGACAAGAGUUAAGAUCAGCCAAAUUGACGAGGCUGCCUUGGCUGCUGCCGAGGCCAAACAACAUGAAGCAGUUUCAAAAUCACCGAAGCCCGCUCAACAACCAAAGAAGCCGAAGCUGACCGAAGAAGAAGAGGCAGCGAUGCUCCACACGUCACAGAUUCAGGCUCUUAUCCGCCGCUCGAAAGCGCCGGCUCUCCUUUCAUAUAUUUCAAACAAUGCUAUUGAUCUGUCUUUCAAGUUCUUCCCUGCGGACGCAUCCCAACAUCAUCAUGCUCCUACCCCUCUGCAUCUUGCAGCGAACUCAGACUCUCCCGCGCUUGUAUCUUCGCUUUUAACAAAAGCGAAGUUUGACCCAACUGUCCAGAACGACGAGGGUAGGACACCCUUUGAUCUCACCAGAGACCGCGCCACACGCGAUGCCUUUAGAGUCGCCAGGCAUGAACUAGGCGAAUCAGCUUGGGACUGGGAAGCAGCACAUGUCCCCCCUCCCAUAGCCCGUGCAGACGUGGAUCGCCGCCAGGUUCAGGAGAAGGAGGAAGCUGCAAAGGAAGAGGCAACCCGGCGCAAGGCUGAGUUGGAUCGUUUGAAAGCAGAGGAAGCUGCCAAGGCGACCGCUACAGAAACAAAGAGAAAUGCGGGCGGUCGAAAACUGGCGUCUUUGGAGAAGACUGCUGCAGAAAAGCGAGAAGAUGAAAUGCGAGGAAUGACGCCGGAGAUGAGAACGAGGCUGGAACGAGAGCGUCGCGCCAGGGCUGCCGAAGAGCGCAUCCGGAGGUUGCAGGGAAAUGCAAGUGGAUUUAGAGCCAUCUUUGGCGGACUUCCCCUUCUUCUGUCCUGGGUGAAUCGUUUUAAAACGGGAUUCUGUGCGGCCAUCAUGGUCUCAGACACCCAAGACCCGUUACGUCGUGUCGGGACGAUCUACCGUUGGAACCCAGAGACAAAAGGGGUGGCUGAUGCCCAGCACAUCUCCGCUUACAGUCCUCUUUAUGUUGGAAGAGAUCGGAAGCUCUGGUAUGUUACUCUCCCUAUUGGUGGUUAUGUCGUUGACGACGAUUCAACAUCCAGUGAGUACACAUUUGACGACCUCCGCGUAUCAGCACAACAUCUUCGAAUCUAUACGAUCGUCUACGACUUUGAGAACCCUUUAGACAUCCCCCCUUUGGUGUAUGCGCAGGAUCUAUCUUUGAACGGAACGUUUUGGAAUGGGCUGCCAAUUGAUAAGCAAAACGGAGGGGCGGUCCUGCUAAGUGACGGCGAUAUUCUGCGAUUGUCUCCGGAGAGCUACCUUGAGUUUCGGUGUGAGCUGGCCGAUAAACUCUUGCCUCCAGUUCAAAGGAAGGAAGCAAAUGAUUUUGCGGGCGAUUAUUUGAUCACGAACCGUCUCCUAGGAGAAGGGAGUUUCGGUCAAGUACGUAUGGCAGUGAGUAUGCGAAGCGCAAGCCAAGUCGCAUGCAAAGUCGUCGAUCUCAGAGCUGUGAAGAAGGUGGUGGAAAAGAAAAUGCGUCACGGCGAAUUGAAAGGAACGAGUCUUUUAGAACUUCAGAAACGAGAAGUCGACAUCCUUCAAAAGCUAUGCCAUCCCAACAUCAUCAGAGUUGAGAAAGUGAUUCGUACAGAGGAUUCAUUAUACAUUUUCGAAGACCUCAUCGCGGCUGGUGACCUUUUCGCAUUCGUUGAAUCGAUGGGUGGCGAUAUCAAAGACUUCGAUGCGGCCUCAAUAAUGCAACAAAUUCUAAUUGCUCUGGAUUACCUACACGAUAGCAACAUUGUGCACCGUGAUUUGAAGCCUGAGAACAUUCUCAUGACGUCUCACGCGGACGGGCGCCGGGUGGUGCUUGCGGACUUUGGAUGCGCUCAGGUUGUUCUAUCAGACAUCAAGCGCAUGUCUUCAGUUGUCGGAACGUGGGACUACACUGCGCCUGAAGUUUAUAAAAAGUCCGCAGCACAAGGAUACACCAAGUCAGUAGACCUCUGGUCAGUUGGGUGUAUAACGGUUGUUCUUUUGACGGGGUCUCCUCCGUUUCCAUUUUCACCCUCCGGGCAGAUCGAGGGUAACGAACCCGGUGACAUGGAUGAGGUUUUCAAACAACCUAGGUGGGCUGAGGCGAGUGCAUUGGCGCAAAACUUUGUUCUUGCAUUGCUUGUUCUAGACGAGAAGAGAAGACUGAGUGCAAAAGAAGCUCUUGGGCAUUGUUGGUUCACCAAUCCGGAGUACAAAUGGAGAUUGGAUCGCGACUACCAAGCAGCUAUUGGCGACUGGCGUCCUCAAACUGUCAGGUCCGGUGCUUCUUCAUCGCGUCGUUCUGUCAUUAAUGUGAGAAAGAGGAGAAAGGAUAAUUCGGUUCCAAAGAAUGGUUCUUCUAUCAGGGGAAGGUUCGGAUCGGGGGAAUUGCCUAGUGUCGCUUGCCAUGCAAAGCAGUGGUUAUCAGCAGGUGAAGAGAAGCUGGCAUUUCCUCCAAGAAAAGAUACUUACUCUGCUUUGCAAGGUUCAAUAACGUUGGAAACGUCAAUAGGGAGUGAGAACUCGUCGGAACGUACCAAAGAGGCUGGACACUUGCAAACGAGUGCGGCUUAUUCCCGGGUCAUGCCUACGUCAGUAGACCACAAUCUCCGCCGACCAUUCAGCCCACACGCAUGGAGUGCAUUGAUGGAAAAGUCUACUUCCUAUGACCCUACGAAAUCCACUCGAUGCAAGAGAGACCAGAGUGUGGGCGUCAAAGGUGCUGUGAUGGGAGUGAAGCAAGGAGAGCCAUCAGGGUUGGAAGUUUUGCAAGAGGCAAACGAUCACAGCGACGCUUCUACAACAGAGCCCUUGCUGAUUUGCACAACUGGAGCAAAAAGAGAUAUCAGCAGCGCUCUCGGCUCUUGGUCGGGCGAGUCACAGGAAGGAGGCGAAGUGUAUGAGGAAGUGGAGAACAAGGUGACGGGCAAAAUACAGCGAAUUCUGUACGGCGAGAAGCGACGGCUGUAA
This is a messenger RNA of Talaromyces rugulosus, 4116 nucleotides long. RefSeq lists its product as uncharacterized. The record is from RefSeq and is a predicted model, not a curated record. The transcript has 7 exons. NCBI's taxonomy places the organism in Eukaryota, Fungi, Ascomycota, Eurotiomycetes, Eurotiales, Trichocomaceae. Bases 1 to 4116 code for a protein of 1371 amino acids. Gene Ontology annotation, molecular function: ATP binding; protein binding; protein kinase activity. Gene Ontology annotation, biological process: protein phosphorylation.